GUCUUGUACGCAGGUUCAAGGUUAUAAAUAUUUAAGAACGGGCAGAGACGAUAAGACUUGAUUAGGCUUUGUUAUCUGAUAUACUGACAAGAAAAUGAAAAUAUUAUUGGUCGUUAUUGUCGCCCUGUGUUUGGAAAAUCCAUGUUAUUCCCAGGCUAUACAGUGUACACAUGGCUGGGUUGGACUUAAUACCAAAUGUUAUUUCUUCAGCAAUACAAAAGAAAAAUACACUGAUGCAAGUGCCUACUGUCAUGCAUUUGGCAGCAAAUUAGCAGAACCAAUUUCACAAGACGAAGUUCAUUUUAUAUCCAAAAAGGUUGUUGAAAGAGGACACGACUCUUCUUUUUAUAUUGGCGUGAAUGACCUUUUUCUGGAGGGAGAAUGGGUGUAUGCUUACGAAAGGACGCCACUUAAGAUCCAUCCCCCUUGGAUCAAUGGACAUGCUGAUAAUUCUCAUGAUGAGGAUUGUAUUGAGGUGUACUCCGGCCAUCAAGGGAAAUGGGCGGAUAUUCCUUGUAGCACACCUCUUUAUUACAUCUGCGAAUAUGACUAUGAUGCAGAACCUUUGAAUUUGGGAAGAAGAAAGACAUUGUAAUUAAAAAGAGGUCAUUAAAAUAAAAAAAAUUUAU
Messenger RNA from Saccostrea cuccullata (small rock oyster), 629 nucleotides. Its product is annotated as collectin-11-like. The record is from RefSeq and is a predicted model, not a curated record. Gene Ontology annotation, molecular function: signaling receptor activity. NCBI's taxonomy places the organism in Eukaryota, Metazoa, Mollusca, Bivalvia, Ostreida, Ostreidae. Bases 95 to 595 code for a protein of 166 amino acids. The transcript has 5 exons.